Molecule: messenger RNA, 738 nt
Organism: Acanthosepion pharaonis
Lineage: Eukaryota; Metazoa; Mollusca; Cephalopoda; Sepiida; Sepiidae
Source: the annotation of a GenBank genome assembly
AUGGAUUGUUCCUUUCUGAUUUACGAAAACUGUUUUGAUAAAAAAAGUGGAUAUUGUGCCUUUUUCUCUCCCUCUUUCUUUAUCUAUCUAUCUAUCUAUCUAUCUAUCUAUCUAUCUAUCUCAGUUUAUUCAUUAUCUAUCUAUCUCAGGUGUCGUUUCUUUCUUUUCCACAUCUUCCAGCCAAAUAUCUCUCUUUUAAUCCCUUCUACUUCCAUGCCCUAUCAUCAGCAUCGUCUCUCCGCACAGAAUUUCCGAAAACAACCCUACAGUUCUUUAGAUUACAAGUCAUUUAUUUCUUUUCGUUUUUCUCUCUCUCCAGCUCACCAUUAUCUUUCUCCAUAUCUCCCACCUUGUUUCUUCUUUCUUUUCUCUUUCCUACAUAUUCGGCCUCAUUUCAUUUUCUUUCUUUGUUUCGUUCUUUAUAUCGCUAAAGAAAUUCGAUCAAAUCAUCUGAGCGUUUCUUUCUUCUAUAUCCAUCGUUUUCCUUUGUGUCAUUUCCCAUAUCACUCUUUUUCUUUCAUUAUUUUUUCUAAGUUCGUUCAUUUUUCCUUAAUUUUCCAUAUUUUCUUUAUUUUCUUUCUUCCUUGCCCUUCAAUUUUUUUCUGCUUUCUUUUCUUCACUUUCGCUUUUAUGUUCAAUGUUUCUUCCAUUAAUAUUCCGUUCGUUUUUCUUCUUUCAUUAUUUCCCUCUUUAUUUUCUAUGUCAUUCAUUUUUAUUCCUUCCGUUUAUUUCUUUUGA